GAGCUGUGUGUAUGUGAGAAUCUGACGGGUUCAAAAUGGCGGCGGCUGCUUCAGCGGAUCCUCCUGUGUGAGGGAAACAACACCCCUCCCCAGCAGCAGCGGCGGCAGCGGCGGGUCGCAGAGCAUCUUUCCAGCUCCUGGGCCUGUCGCAGCUGUUUCUCUCCCGGGCAGGGGGCUCUUCUGGUGGAAGGGCAACGACCGGGGGCCCAUCCCCCGGAGUCCCUCCUCUGCGACUGGGGAGUAGCCGGGGGGUGGGGGGAUCGUCCCGCAGCGCGGAGCCCCGGCUUAGGGGACGACGCAAAGGCAGCCGGGGGCCCCCAGUCAGAGCACUUCGCUGCUCCCGCCCCCUCCGCCCCCCGGGGCCGGGGCCCGCGUUCCGGGGGGCCGGGCGGCGCGGGGAGCGUCGGCCGGGUGGAUCUCAGCUGAUCGGCCGCGUCUUCUGGGCUUCGGAAGCGUCUGUGGUCGGCCGGGGGUACCCAGAGGAGGGUGUUCCUCGCGGCCGGGUUGGCCCGGGUCUCGAGUUGGGGCUGCUGACCGCCGGCCCGGGGGAGUCGCCGAGUGGUCUUGCUCUCCUCUCCUAACGCCUCGGACUCCGAGUCCGUAAAACCAGAAGAGGAGGUUUGAUUCAGUAACUGUUUCCUCUUUUCCGGGUCGCUCUGACCCUUCUCUGGAUACUGGGUUAAUACACAGAGAAACCGAAGACGACGUUAGGGAUUAAAUUUUUUUCUGGUUUUGGAUCUUCUCUCUUGGACAAGAACUCAAGAACAAAAUUCCCGGAGGAAGAAGAGGAAGGCAGUCCCUGAGUGGUUUCUUUACAGUACUUUCAUUUGAAGAGUAAGAGAUGGAACCUGAAGAAGAAAGGAUUCGUUACAGCCAGAGAUUGCGUGGUACCAUGCGACGUCGCUAUGAAGAUGAUGGCAUUUCAGAUGAUGAAAUUGAAGGGAAAAGAACUUUUGACUUGGAAGAGAAGCUCCACACCAACAAAUAUAAUGCCAAUUUUGUUACUUUUAUGGAGGGAAAAGAUUUUAAUGUAGAGUAUAUCCAGCGGGGUGGCUUGAGAGACCCUCUGAUUUUCAAGAAUUCUGAUGGACUUGGAAUAAAGAUGCCAGAUCCAGACUUCACAGUGAAUGAUGUCAAAAUGUGUGUGGGGAGUCGUCGGAUGGUAGAUGUCAUGGAUGUGAACACACAGAAGGGCAUUGAAAUGACCAUGGCUCAAUGGACACGAUACUAUGAGACCCCAGAGGAGGAGCGAGAGAAACUCUAUAAUGUCAUCAGCCUAGAAUUUAGCCACACCAGGCUUGAGAACAUGGUGCAGCGACCUUCCACGGUGGAUUUCAUUGACUGGGUAGAUAACAUGUGGCCAAGGCACUUGAAAGAAAGUCAGACUGAAUCAACAAAUGCCAUUUUAGAGAUGCAGUACCCUAAAGUGCAAAAGUACUGUCUAAUGAGUGUUCGAGGCUGCUAUACUGACUUCCAUGUGGAUUUUGGUGGUACUUCUGUUUGGUAUCAUAUCCACCAAGGUGGAAAGGUCUUCUGGCUCAUCCCCCCUACAGCCCACAACCUGGAGCUGUACGAGAAUUGGCUGCUGUCAGGGAAACAGGGAGACAUCUUUCUGGGUGACCGGGUGUCAGAUUGUCAACGAAUUGAGCUCAAGCAGGGCUAUACCUUCGUCAUUCCCUCAGGUUGGAUUCAUGCUGUGUAUACUCCUACAGACACAUUAGUGUUUGGAGGCAAUUUUUUGCAUAGUUUCAACAUCCCCAUGCAAUUAAAGAUAUAUAGCAUUGAAGAUCGGACACGGGUUCCAAAUAAAUUCCGUUACCCAUUUUACUAUGAAAUGUGUUGGUACGUGUUGGAGCGAUAUGUAUACUGCAUAACCAACCGAUCUCACUUAACUAAGGAAUUUCAGAAAGAAUCCCUCAGCAUGGAUAUGGAAUUAAAUGAGUUGGACUCUGGAAAUGGUGACGAGGAAGGGGUGGACAGAGAAGCCCGACGCUUGAACAGUAAGCGAUCUGUGCUUACCAGUCCUGUUGCUAAUGGAGUCAACCUGGAUUAUGAUGGACUAGGCAAAAGCUGCCGAAGUCUUCCAAAUCUGAAGAAAACUGUGUCUGGAGACUCUUCCUCAGACUCUAGCCGGGGAUCCCACAAUGGCCAAGUUUGGGAUCCCCAAUGUAGCCCUAGAAAGGAUAGGCAAGUACAUCUGACCCACUUUGAGCUUGAAGGUCUUCGAUGUCUUGUAGAUAAGUUAGAGUCACUGCCACUGCACAAGAAGUGUGUCCCCACAGGGAUAGAAGACGAAGAUGCUCUGAUUGCUGACGUAAAGAUUUUGCUGGAGGAACUUGCUAGUAGUGAUCCCAAGUUAGCCCUCACUGGAGUCCCUAUAGUGCAGUGGCCAAAAAGGGAUAAGCUUAAGUUCCCUACCAGGCCAAAGGUAAGGGUUCCUACCAUUCCCAUCACAAAGCCUCACACCAUGAAGCCAGCUCCGCGCUUAACACCUGUGAGGCCUGCUGCUGCCUCCCCCAUUGUGUCUGGAGCCAGGCGGAGAAGAGUGCGCUGCAGGAAAUGCAAAGCAUGCGUUCAAGGAGAAUGUGGGGUCUGCCACUAUUGCAGGGACAUGAAGAAGUUUGGUGGGCCUGGACGCAUGAAGCAAUCCUGUGUCCUCCGACAGUGCUUAGCACCCAGACUGCCUCAUUCAGUUACGUGUUCCCUCUGUGGAGAAGUGGAUCAGAAUGAAGAGACACAAGACUUUGAAAAGAAACUCAUGGAAUGCUGCAUUUGCAAUGAGAUAGUUCAUCCAGGCUGCCUCCAGAUGGAUGGAGAGGGGUUACUUAACGAGGAAUUGCCAAAUUGCUGGGAGUGUCCAAAGUGUUACCAGGAAGACAGCUCGGAGAAAGCCCAGAAGCGGAAAAUAGAAGAGAGUGAUGAAGAAGCUGUGCAAGCCAAAGUCUUACGGCCCCUGAGGAGCUGCGAAGAGCCCCUCACACCCCCGCCUCACUCACCUACUUCCAUGCUGCAGCUCAUCCACGACCCGGUUUCUCCCCGGGGUAUGGUGACUCGGUCAUCCCCUGGGGCUGGCCCCAGUGACCACCACAGUGCCAGCCGUGAUGAGCGCUUCAAACGGCGGCAGUUGCUGCGCCUACAAGCCACAGAGCGCACCAUGGUACGGGAAAAGGAGAACAAUCCCAGCGGCAAAAAGGAGCUGUCUGAAGUUGAGAAAGCCAAGAUCCGGGGAUCGUACCUCACUGUCACGCUACAGAGGCCCACCAAAGAGCUCCACGGGACCUCCAUUGUGCCCAAGCUGCAGGCCAUCACAGCUUCCUCUGCCAACCUCCGCCCUAACCCCCGUGUGCUGAUGCAGCACUGCCCAGCUCGAAAUCCCCAGCGUGGGGAUGAGGAGGGGCUGGGGGUAGAGGAGGAGGAAGAGGAGGAAGAAGAUGACAGUGCAGAGGAGGGGGGUGCAGCCAGGCUGAAUGGCCGGGGAAGUUGGGCUCAGGAUGGAGACGAAAGCUGGAUGCAGCGGGAGGUCUGGAUGUCUGUCUUCCGCUACCUCAGCCGCAAAGAACUUUGUGAAUGUAUGCGAGUGUGCAAGACAUGGUAUAAAUGGUGCUGUGAUAAACGACUCUGGACAAAAAUUGACUUGAGUAGGUGUAAGGCCAUCGUACCCCAAGCCCUUAGUGGCAUCAUCAAGCGUCAGCCAGUCAGCCUCGACCUUAGUUGGACUAACAUCUCCAAAAAGCAGCUGACGUGGUUGGUCAAUAGGCUGCCAGGACUAAAAGACCUCCUUCUAGCAGGCUGUUCCUGGUCUGCAGUCUCUGCCCUCAGCACAUCUAGCUGCCCCCUUCUCAGGACACUUGAUCUUCGGUGGGCAGUAGGAAUUAAAGACCCUCAGAUUCGGGACUUACUGACUCCACCCACAGAUAAACCAGGUCAGGACAAUCGAAGCAAGCUCCGGAACAUGACAGACUUCCGGCUGGCAGGACUUGACAUCACAGAUGCCACUCUCCGACUCAUCAUUCGCCACAUGCCCCUUUUGUCUCGACUCGACCUCAGUCACUGCAGCCACCUUACAGAUCAGUCCUCCAACCUACUCACUGCUGUCGGGUCUUCCACUCGAUACUCUCUCACAGAGCUCAAUAUGGCAGGUUGCAAUAAAUUGACAGACCAGACCCUGUUCUUCCUAAGACGAAUUGCUAAUGUCACGUUGAUUGACCUUCGAGGAUGCAAACAGAUCACUAGAAAAGCCUGUGAGCACUUCAUCUCAGACUUGUCCAUCAACAGCCUCUACUGCCUGUCUGAUGAGAAACUGAUACAGAAGAUUAGCUAAGACAUGCUCAGACCGAACUGAACAGGAAAAUCUUCCCCUGCCUUCCCACCAAGGAGAGUCUCUCCCUGCGCAGGCUCUGAGGCCAAUGACACACUCCCUCUCUGCUCUCUUUUCUCUGAGCCCUUCUCCCACAGGUGGGGCAGAGAGGAUGGUGGACACCAAGGUCACUUGCCUGCUCCUCUCCCUCCCAAGGAAAAGAGAGGAGAGGUCGAUCAAGGAGAAAGCACAGGCUGUGCUGUCCCAGUGCCUGCUUGCUUGCUCGUCUGCCAGCUGGGAAGCUGGGCUCUCAGUUUUGGGGAAUUUGUGCAUCUUUCACCUGCACUGGGCCAAGAGCCCUUUUUUUCUCACCCAUGGUCCCCCAGCAGUGCCUGGUUCUGAGCAAACUCCAGGGAGGAAGGUGGCCUUGCCUCCCUGGCCAGGUACUUCUCAUGGUGUCCGUUGCGUCUCUCCUCCGUUAUACUCUCCCGGCUUCUGCAGGAGGGGCUAACAGCCCUAGGAACACCAGACCUGGCAGGUCUCAAUGGUGCUGUGAGAUGUCUCAGCUUUGCUCCAUGUCUGUACUAGCCCUUUUUCUUUUCCCCGAGCUUGAUGCUGUCCAACACUCGUGCUCAUUCACAUAAUACAGUCCCCAUUCCUGACACCACCCCCUAAAUUUUCCACUAGUCUCUGAGUUCCUUAUUGCACUUACUGGGGUUAUUUAAAAAAGCUCUUCCAAGGAGCUGGAACUGCACCCCCAGAGAUGCUCCAUUUCAUUGCCACCCAGGCAUAUUCUAAGACAGGCAUCAUCUCCCCUCCCCACCCCCAAUGCCUCCUACCAACUGCCCUUUUCCACGUGUCCUCUUUCCUGCCUGAACAGGGCUUUCCUAGAAUGCAUGUCCUCAGAAGGAGCAGCCUGUUUCCUCAGGUUGGGGGAAUAGACGACUGGUUGAGUCCCUGCCUGCCUCCAGCCCAGGCUUCUCUAGGCUUCUGAUUUAGCAUAGCCCUCUGAGCCCAGGCCUGUGUAGAGCCUAGCAGCUCACUGACCUGGUACCUUUUAAGGGGAGCCCUGAUUGGAAGCCAGUCACCUGCCCUCUUCCUGCAGCCUUGGAAGUGUGUGUGCAUGUGCCUCUGUGUGUCUGGCUGAGUGUGCUACACGUGUGUGCAGGGAAGGAGGGGAGCAUGAUGUCUCCCUCUCCACCACCCUUCUUCAAGCCCCAUCAGCUGCCCCCUUUUACUUCGCAUUGAACGGCCUGUCCAAAGAUCCUCUCUCUAGGGCAGCAGAGAGCUUUUUUGCACUUUAAAAAAAAAAAGAAAUGGUCGGAAUUAUUCUGGGUCAAUAUUUAGAGUGUGAGGAGAUGCUCAGCAGAGGCCUGUGGUCAGAGUUUGUCAGUGAUACAUGCAAAUUUGCACUCUGCUCCCCAUCUGUAGGAGAUUGAUCGCACAGCCUUGCCCCGCCUUCUCUUCCCCCAGCCAUACCCCUUUGCCACUCACCACCCCACUUUCCUGUAACCCAGCCUCAGGCUUUCCCAAACUCCAUCAGGAGGGGACAGAGCCAGGCACCAUGAGUCUGAAGUGUGAACAGCCCAAGGAGAGAUGCUAACUGCACCCUUGCCACUGCCAAAGCAAUAGAGGCAGAAGCGUCCCCUCUUUGCCACUUAGCCCAACGUUGACCCUGGCAUUAACCAGACUUUUUCCAGGAAAACUGGGUCCUGGCAAGGGGUGGCAUUGUUUCUUCCAAUCUGCUGAUUCUCUUUGUCUGCACCUAAAACACAGUAGUCUGCUCCCAUGACCCUCUGCCAUUCCAUUGGUCCUCAGGACCCAGGAUUCUGGGCCUGAAAUGUUGAGGAAACGCCAGUGACUUAUUCCAGAGUGCCUCAGUUAGGGGAACUUCUGUAAAGAACCCUGGGUGUUGAGCAAAAACCUUAUUAAUAUUAUUAAUGACCUAUAAUUAGAAGCUUCCUGCCUCUUUUUUUCUUUUUGGUUGCUCCUGUGGAAAUACUAAAAUUACUAAGUUUGUUUGUUGUCUUUUUAUAAAGGGGGAGGUGGAGAGACCCCUUCAGAGCAGGGAUUGUGCCGGGAGAGUGCCUCUGACCUUUGGGAGAGUUUAUCCACAGAAAUUUCUAAGCUGAUGGCUUGUCUGGGGUUUUGGUCUUUGCAUUUAGGUUUGGAAAAAGCAAGUGUUUUGCCACACAGAUUCGUCAGCUGAAAAGGGAACUCAGGAUGGCGGCAGAUGGACUGAUGCCCUUGCUGGGUCUUUCUUUUCUUAGGACUAUGAGAGAGAAUGGUUUUUAGAGGUAAGGGUUGGUCCUUGCAAAGGAGAGGAGUGUGUCUGGGGGCAAAGAACAUGCAAGUCCAUUGUCCUGUAUCUACUCUUAGCUGUGGUCUUGCCAGAGCCUGGCUUCCUCAGACUGUAGGAUCAGACCUCUGCCUUCAUCUUUCCACAUACUGGGGCAAAAAACCACAAAGGAAAGGAAGAUAAUUAUAUAUAUAUAACUAUAUAUAUAUAUAAUAUAAAAUCACUUGGUGAUUAAAAAAAUAACUGCUCAAUAAAUAAAACUCCUAAAGUCA
This is a messenger RNA of Mesocricetus auratus (golden hamster), 6868 nucleotides long. It is a transcript of the gene Kdm2a, whose product is annotated as lysine demethylase 2A. The transcript has 21 exons. The record is from RefSeq and is a predicted model, not a curated record. Gene Ontology annotation, molecular function: histone demethylase activity; zinc ion binding; transcription coregulator activity. The coding region runs from base 842 to 4321 and encodes 1159 amino acids. Gene Ontology annotation, biological process: protein demethylation; regulation of transcription by RNA polymerase II. NCBI's taxonomy places the organism in Eukaryota, Metazoa, Chordata, Mammalia, Rodentia, Cricetidae.